AUGGGAAUGAAGAUGAGUAAAAGAAGUUUUCCUGCAACUACAGGAACUCCACCAAAAGAUUACUUUCUCCAUGUAGAUACUGGAAGUGAAAUUUUAUGGGUGAACUGCGUCAAUUGUUUUCCUUUUUGUGCUAUCAAUACCGACAUCGACGAUUUGACUCUGAAAAUGUAUGAUCCAAAAAAUUCUUCGACGGCAGAUCUAGUUCCAUGUAGUGGUGGGUUUUGCACCGACAAUUACAAAAGUCCAAUUCCCGGUUGUUCAUCUGGUGACGUUUUUGGAUAUGGUCUUAAAUAUGGAGAUGGAAGUGGAAGUGAUGGAUACUUUGUUAAUGAUGUUAUCGGGUAUGAUCAAGUUUCUGGAAAUCUGGGAAUUCAAGUGUUAUAUUUGGGUAGUUGCGCGACACAGCAAACAGGAAAUCUUGCCUCAUCUACCGGAGCCCUCGAUGGCCUAAUUGGAUUUGGUGCCUCAGAUGAAUCCAUGCUUUCACAACUAGCUUCUUCCGGAAAAGUGAAAAAGAAAUUCGCUCACUGUUUAGAUGGUAAAAACGGAGGAGGAAUCUUUGCCAUGGGAGACGUAGUACAACCAACACCAAAAUCAACACCACUAGUUCCAAAUGCCUACGCAUUCUAA
Papaver somniferum (opium poppy) is the source of this 630-nucleotide messenger RNA. RefSeq names its product aspartic proteinase-like protein 2. The coding region runs from base 1 to 630 and encodes 209 amino acids. The record is from RefSeq and is a predicted model, not a curated record. The transcript is spliced from 4 exons. Gene Ontology annotation, molecular function: aspartic-type endopeptidase activity. Gene Ontology annotation, biological process: proteolysis. NCBI's taxonomy places the organism in Eukaryota, Viridiplantae, Streptophyta, Magnoliopsida, Ranunculales, Papaveraceae.